AUUAUUUUUCUUCUUGUUUAACGACUAUCGUUUAAUUCUUUAUAGAAUCAUAAAAUUAUUCGACGCUCUCUAAUACAUUAAACACGUAAAAACUACACGUAAUGUGCAGCUAUAAUAAACAAUGAUCUUUAUGCUUUUCUUUAUGUCUGCUGCAGUUCCGUCAAAAGGCUUUCACAAUUGUUUACACGGCCUAAUCAAACGUUACACACACACACACACACACACACACACACACACACAUCUAUAUAUAUACAUAUAAAUGCGUAUAUAUAUAGACGAUUACAGUGUUUGCAUAAAUCCGCGUGACCGAGUGUGCUCGCAGCCCGAGGUUAUCUCAUCGCGUCUACCAGAUUUCAUUUACCGUAGCGCGCGACUUGUCAUGUUCGAAUUUGCGAUAAUGACCAUCGAAUGAACCAUAUUGACUGAUAAUGCCAAUAUGAAGAAAUGUGGCCACAGAGAGUUAAGCAGUACGCUCUCAAGCGACGUUUAAUCUACACGCAUUCGAUAGCAUUAUCGAUAGUUUAAUAUCAACUUGAAUAAUAUUAAGUACGAUUAUAUUUUUAUAUUCAGUAUGAUAUUAUAUUUUAUUACAUCAAAUUAUUUUAAGUAUAUUACAUUAAACGUAGACACAUAUUUAUUCCUCAAAUUACAUACGUAAAAGUCUCGAUAUAAAUUAUAUAGCACGAAUUAUGUCCAUCUAAAUAGAAUUUAUUUAUAUUUUAAGUAUUUUUUUAUUAAAGUUAUUACGUCAAUCGUUACGCAUGCAUAGUACGAUGUUAAUUUGUUAUUUCAUAUUCUAUUUUCUUCGUUACUUAAUUAAAUCUCGAGAUAAAAUAGCGCUGGCCCUGUCAGUCUUAUCAGAGAAUAUACCGAGAGCGAAUACACGUCGAAGCUAAGGAUCAAGUAAAUAUUAAAUCAUCUUCGCGAAAUCGCCCGCAGUUAUAAUUAUUUCUCAUUCGACCUUAUCAUACACUUAUAAAUGCUUACGUUGCAUCGUUAUUCCUUUUUAUCGCGCUUGGAUUCACACAUUUUUGCACUACUGUAAAAUAAACUGUAAUCGUAAAAUAUCGUAAAAUAAUUUUCCAAGUGUCACUCAAUUUUUUUUACUGGAACUGACUUGUGCACAUUCACGCCCUUGAAAACUAUAUCUUGAUUCUCCACUUAUCUUCUAAUAUAAUUUUUAGAUUUUGAUAAAUUCCUCGUAAGAUCAGCACGAUGCACAGUGACCAAAUCUUGAAGAAAUGGUCAAAAUAUUAAAAAAUGAUCAAAUAUGAAAGCAUUCAAUUUGUAUGAAAUUUAAUAUAUAGGGAUUUUUGAAGGUACUGAUUACGAAUCCAAAGUCAAAAAUAAAUAAAAAAACAAAACUGAAUAUAAUGAGAAAAAGAAAAAUUUGUCAAAAUUUGUACAGCUCAUCAUUUGUCAUUCUGUAAAACGGAGUCUCUUGUUGAAAGCAAGUAGAAUAUUAUCAUACAUCACACAAACAAUAAUAAUAGUACACAAAUUAAUAGCUUAACAAUAUUUUUAAUAGAAAGAAAUAAAAAAUUAUACUUUAAAUCCUAAAAAAAACUUUGUUUUUUUACUUUUGACCAGUUUUUCAGGAUCUGGCCGCAAUGUGCGACGGUGUAUGAUUGGCUUUCGUAAACGCGUGAGACGAUACGUAAAACAACACGUCUUGUAGGUUUUUGUCCUUUUAGCCGUCGUUUACUUGCAUUCUUUAUCUUUGUUUUUUUUUCCUGCGCGCCUUAUUUACGUCAAAUUUGAAAAAUUUUAGCCAUCAUGUAUUUUCUUUUUUACCCUUGCGAACGACAGUUACCUCGCUCCCGUUCGCGUCAAAUGUUCUAAAUCCAUGAAGCUGGAUUUAUCGCGUUUUACGUAAAUAUGGAAGAACCGUUUCACGAACAACAAUCGUGACAAUUCCAUGUUUCGCGGGCAUCGCAGAAAGAUACGGCACUAUUUUUCUCAGAUAAAGAGAUGUGACCGUGCGUCCCGUGACCAAGGUUCUUAUCGAUUAUAAUAGAUUACGUCUGCAAUAAAUAACUGAACUUUUUCAAAAUGUGAAAAACCUGUCAGACUUAAACCCGCAUAACAGUAAAAAGACAUUCGACAGUCGCGACAAUUAUAAAAAAUUAAUCGGAAACUACUUUGCGUUAUCGGCAAGUAUUCGUUAUCGCCGUAUAAUCACACGCUAUCAGAAAUGAUCCUUCAGUCACAUGAUCGUCAUUAUUAACAAGAAAUAUCUACAACGAGCGUUUAAAUUUUUUAUUCAUAUUAAUUUUACUUAUAAUUUUAUUUUAUUUUUAAUUGUUUAUUAAUAUUCUUUAAUUCUACUUUUUUCUUUAUAUAUUAUCGUCAAAUAUUUCCACCGAAACACAGUUGCGAUCAAUAAGCUCGUAACAACGAGUAAAGAAAAAUCACAUUCUCCCUGUGCCGAUAAAUUCAGCAAAUCGCGAUCAAUUCUUCUUCCGCUCAUAAACAAUCAGUUCACCUAAGCUGUGUCAUUUCCCUUUUUUUAUUAUACGUGUCACGGCCUCAACCUUCUCUACUUUAUUGGACGAAAUUUGUGCGCUUCUAUUCGUCCGCAUGCGCCUUGCUGUUACGCUCUCGGCCCAGCUGGUCUCUCUCUCUCUUUCUCUCUCUUUCUUUCUCCUCGACAAGCGGCGGCCGCCUCGCAUAUAAAGCUUUCGGGACCUGUUGCCGUCAGUACAUUCGCUACGCGCGAGCCGUAACGUAGUCAGUGGACUUUCGUGCGGGCUCGACUCCGCCCUCGACUCGCACGCGGUGGUGCCAUCGGAGCCACGAUCAGGGAAGGUAGACGAAGGGGGUUCUCUAUCGAGAGUACACGGGGGUGCAAGACAGCGAACCGGAAAAGACGGCGGGGACCAGCAGGCAGAUGCAUCGCACGCGGAGGAGGAGGAGGACCCUCGUGGGCUUUUACGUGAUCGGACGCACGAUCGGCGUCCUAGCUUGCAGUCUCUGAGAGUAAAGUACUCGAGGAUCAUUGACAUCCUCGGAAAAAAAGAAAAAACAUCAAGAGAGAGAGAGAGAGAGAGAGACAGAAAGUUCCGUGGCCCGUGGACGACCACCGACCUUGCAGCAGCAAGGCGGAGAAUUCCCGUAGGGAGCGAUGAGCCACGCACCACGUGAAUGAUACCAACACUGUGAUCAGCGGACUGUGAUAAUAUAUACUACGUUACACAUUAAUACGCGUACCGUACACACCUCAUCUCGGAAGAAGAGAUCGAUCAACGACGAUCAACGUGCACCAUGGCGGAAAAAAACAACGGCGCACAAGAUCCAGAGAAGACCUCGCUGGUGGAUUCGGUACCGCUCCCGAAAAUCCAGUCGGCCGCGCUGCUCAAUGACGAAAAAACGAACCUGUCCGGCGCGAACGGCGCCGUCGCUACCACGAACGGUGAUCCCGAGGACCUGGACCGAACGCCCCAGGGCAGCGCUGUCAAGCAAGUCCUGGCGGCCCUGGUCGCCCAGCUCGGUACCAUCAACACGGGCAUGGCGUUCGGCUUCUCCGCCAUCGCCCUGCCACAGCUCCAGGAGCCAGACAGCAUCAUUCCCAUUAAGGAGGGAUCGACGGAGGAAUCGUGGAUCGCUAGCAUAUCUGCCAUCGGCACGCCGAUCGGUUGCUUGUUGUCCGGCUACAUGAUGGACAUGUUCGGCAGGAAGUUCUCGCUCAUCAUCACGGAAGUUCCGGCGCUACUCGGAUGGUUGCUGAUCACGUUCGCAACUGACAUACGCAUGAUAUAUGCCGGACGUUUUUUCGUCGGUUUGGGCUCUGGUAUGGUGGGCGCACCGGCUCGCGUUUACACCAGCGAGGUAACGCAGCCGCAUCUACGGGGGAUGCUAACCGCGCUCGCGAGCGUCGGCGUCAGCACCGGAGUACUGAUAGAAUAUGCCCUGGGAAGCAUGGUCACGUGGAACAUCUGCGCGGCCAUCAGCGGUAUCCUGCCGCUCACCGCGCUACUGCUCAUGUUCUUCUUCCCAGAGAGCCCGUCCUACCUCAUAUCGCGCAGCAAGCCGGACCAGGCGAAGCAGGCGCUGCAGAAGUUCCGCGGCAGUACUUACAAUGUGAAUCGGGAGAUGGAAACGCUAGUGGAGUUUUCUAACAAGAACAACAUCAAGCGGCUCACCGGGUUCCGGGAGAUUAUGCGCGCCGUGCUGAAGCCCAACGCGCUCAAACCGUUCACCCUGCUGUUUCUGUACUUCUUGAUAUACCAAUGGUCAGGCACUAACGUCAUUACUUUCUACGCCGUCGAGAUUUUCAAGGAUUCGGGAGCGACCAUGAAUAAAUAUUUAGCAGCGGUCAUCCUGGGAAUAGUCCGACUCACCUCCACGAUCGUAGCUUGCGUCCUCUGCAGAAGAUGCGGCAGGAGACCACUCACGAUGGUGUCCUCCGUCGGAUGCGGGCUCUCCAUGUUAGGCUUAGGCGGGUAUAUGUGGCUGAAAGAGUACUGGGUCGCGAACGAUCUGCCGCACGUCGCCACGUGGUUCCCGGUCGUGUGCAUAUUUUCGUACACCAUCACUUGCACACUGGGCUUUCUGGUGAUUCCGUGGGUGAUGAUAGGAGAGGUGUAUCCCGUGCAAGUACGCGGAAUUAUCGGCGGUCUCACCACCAUGUGCGCGCACGCGUUUAUCUUCACGGUAGUCAAGACCUAUCCGUUUCUGGCCAGCGUGCUCACUCGACACGGUACCUUCAUCCUUUACGGGUGUAUAUCCUUGUUCGGUACGAUAUACUUCUACAUAUGUCUCCCGGAAACUAAAGGUAGAACAUUACAAGAGAUCGAGGAUUACUUCUCUGGCAGAAGCAACGCUCUAACCACCGGUAGAAUAAGUAACAAGCCAAAGGUUUUAGAAAUUAAAAAAGGCCAGAUACUACCGUGAAAUAGAGGACCAUUUUUUAAUUGUAUAACUCUUUGCAAUGUUGCCUAUUUUUUGAAAGAAUCUACUUUAGUUAAGAGAAAGGGAACCAUUUGCUUGUUAGCGACUAAGAAUGUUAUGUACUUUUACAAGAGAGAACAAUGAAAUAGGCAAGUACUCUAAAACUUUGACGUUUGCUUUGUGACAAAUAUAUACCUUAGAAAAUAGGAUAAAAUAUUUUUAGACAAAUAAUGACAUAUAAGACAAAAUGAUAUAUAUACACACGUUAUGAUUCUAAUGUUAUAAAAACAAGUUCUUAGAAAGAAAAUGUUAUUAUAUUAUUGUUAUUUAUAAAAUAACAAUGUUAUAUUAUUUUGCGGCAUACCCAGUAUUUGUUCACAAAGCAUGAAGAUAAUUAACUACAUGCAAUUAGCAGUCAUUAACAUUUUUAAUAUCAGAUACACAUACGAGAUAUUAUUUGAACAAAGUAAUAAAAAUAUAUAAAUUUUAAUUAUCCUCCACAAAUUUUACUCAUAAAGACGUAAACCAUGAAAGACCAAUUGUGUCUUGACAACUUAAUUAAUGAAGUAUGCAUGAAUAAAAAAGAUGGUGCUAUUUAUACUUGUAAAUCAUAAUAUUAAACUAUAUUGUAAUGUGUGCUACGUGUAUAACGUUAACGGGAAUCAUAAGCCUAAGACAAAUGCGAAAUUGCGAAAAGUAUCUUAUAUAAAAACCAUUUUAUAAAUUCAUAAGUGUGUCUUGCGUGUCGGCGUUAAAUAUUUUUCUGAACCAGAUAAAAGAUUUUCAAGCAUAUAUAUUCAUUAUAAAGCGCAGUAAUUCAACCGCGUCGUCCGAAAUUAUUUACCUAAAGUAAUCAUAAUGAAGUUAAAAUUUCAUAUAGCUAUACAAACGCCUUAAUGCGAUCGUCACAUAUAUGAAAGUUUCGAUGAACGAAUGACUAUAAAUGAUUAUUUUUUAUAA
This is a messenger RNA of Monomorium pharaonis (pharaoh ant), 5850 nucleotides long. Its product is annotated as facilitated trehalose transporter Tret1. NCBI's taxonomy places the organism in Eukaryota, Metazoa, Arthropoda, Insecta, Hymenoptera, Formicidae. Gene Ontology annotation, cellular component: membrane. The record is from RefSeq and is a predicted model, not a curated record. Bases 3265 to 4893 code for a protein of 542 amino acids. The transcript has 3 exons. Gene Ontology annotation, biological process: transmembrane transport; carbohydrate transport. Gene Ontology annotation, molecular function: sugar transmembrane transporter activity.